Xyrauchen texanus (razorback sucker) is the source of this 6733-nucleotide messenger RNA. It is a transcript of the gene sema4c, whose product is annotated as sema domain, immunoglobulin domain (Ig), transmembrane domain (TM) and short cytoplasmic domain, (semaphorin) 4C. NCBI's taxonomy places the organism in Eukaryota, Metazoa, Chordata, Actinopteri, Cypriniformes, Catostomidae. The record is from RefSeq and is a predicted model, not a curated record. Gene Ontology annotation, biological process: negative chemotaxis; negative regulation of axon extension involved in axon guidance; neural crest cell migration. Gene Ontology annotation, molecular function: chemorepellent activity; semaphorin receptor binding.
UCCAAUGCAGUAUAUGUGUGUGGCGUAUACUGGAGCUGUGCUUCCUUUACGCUAGAGCCACCUUUGUGUCUAGCUGAUGAAUCAGAGGGGUUUACUUUAACAAGGGCGGCGGGUUCGAGUUGAUGAAACGGAGAGGAACCGCUUUGAAGAAGUGGAUCGGGACUGGUAUAAUGCACCCUCCCUCUUAAGAACUACUACAAAGGGAGUGAACGGAGAGAGUUCCGCUGCGUAAACCGACACCGACCAUCGUAUCGCUCGCUCUUCCAGCCGUCAAAGAAAAAAGCAUGGGUGAAAACAAAGAGAACUGAGAGUCUUUCUUUGAGACAUUUUGGGAUUUCUUGUUCACGUUUCGAAAUGAUGCCGUUAUAAGACGACGCGCUGUGUUUUCAUGCGUUUUGGACGCGCUGACAGCCCGUGUGUGUUACGCACUGACUCACCAAAGGAGCAGUUGUGAAUCUGGAUCAUCCGCGCCUCGUCGUCCAAUCAGAAUCUGCAUUCUGUGGAGUGAAAAAGCGAGUGGGACCGGUGAAAUGGUCUGGGCCAAAGUCCUUCUAGUGAUGUUCGUGAUCGGGUUUGAAAAGGGGAUUUGUGUUAACUGGAACCCCGUCCCACGCAAGACAGUUAAAUAUAAUGAUGUGCAUGACAGUAUGGCGAGGUUUCACUCUGUUGGGGUGUGGAACUACACCAUGUUGACCCUGGCAGAACAUGAGAGAGUUUUGUACGUGGGAGCCCGAGAGCACAUCUUCGCUCUGGAUCCCAAUGACAUCAGCCGACAGCUCCGACCGCAGAUUGAGUGGUCUGCUCCUGUGGAAAAGAAAAAAGAGUGUGCAGCGAAGGGGAAGAAUAACCAGACUGAGUGCUUCAACUACAUUCGCUUCCUGCAGAGCUACAACCACACUCACCUGUACACAUGUGGAACAUAUGCCUUCCAGCCCAAAUGCACCUACAUUAAUGCAGAUCACUUCACUCUGGACAGCACCACCCUGGAGGACGGCAAAGGAAAGUGCCCUUACGACCCUGCCAAGGGUCAUACAGGCCUCAUUGUAGACAAAGAGUUGUACUCCGCCACCCUUAAUAACUUUCUGGGCACUGAGCCCGUGAUCCUGAGGAACCUGGGACAGCAACAUUACAGUAUGAAGAGUGAAUACCUACCUUCCUGGCUCAAUGAACCAAAUUUUGUGGGAUCAGCGCUGGUCCGGGAGAGCCGGAACAGUAAAGAUGGAGAUGACGAUAAGAUCUACUUCUUCUUUAGCGAGAGAGCAGUGGAGCUGGACUGUGAUAGUGAUCUGACCGUGGCACGGGUGGCACGUGUUUGUAAGGGAGAUCUGGGGGGCACACGGACCCUACAGAAAAAGUGGACCACCUUCCAGAAGGCUCAGUUAAUGUGCUCUCUCCCAGAGCGUCACAUCACCUUUAAUAACCUGCGGGCCGUCUUUACCCUGCCUGGAGCGGACUGGAGGAGCACUAGUUUCUACGGCAUCUUCCAUGCACAGUGGGGGGAUGUGGAUGUGUCGGCUGUGUGUCAGUACCAGAUUGGGGAGGUGAAAACUGUGUUCGAUGGGCCGUAUAAAGAAUACAGGGAGUCGUCUCAGAGAUGGGGCCGGUACACUGGCACAGUGCCCAGUCCACGACCUGGAGCGUGUAUUACAAACUUUGAUAGAGAAAAUGGCUACAACAGUUCUCUUCAGCUGCCUGAUGCUACACUGAACUUUGCCAAAAAGCAUCCACUAAUGGAGCUGAAGGCGGAAGCUCGCCCCCUGCUGCUUACUAAAGGGAUUAACUUCACCCGCCUCGUUGUGGACAGAGUGAGCUCACUGGACCAAAGAUCCUACAGCAUGCUCUUCAUAGGGACAGCGGAUGGAUGGCUCCAGCGUGUUGUGAUUUUGGGUUCAGAGGCCCAUGUCAUUGAAGAGAUCCAGCUGUUUGAUCGUCGGAAACCAGUGGACAGCCUCACCAUCUCUCACAGCAAAAAGUAUUUGUACAUUGGCUCACGUUCUGAGGUUCUUCAGCUGCCCUUGGCCAACUGCAGCCGGUAUCAUUCUCAGCCAGACUGUCUGCUAUCGAGAGACCCGUACUGUGCCUGGGACAGCGAGGGACGCGCCUGCGUCCGCAUUGACCUCCACCGCGGCUCCGCAUCCACUCUCUCCCAGGACCUCAUGCUGGAGAGGUUCAACCGAGGAAAAGCAAAGUUUGACAAGCCGGCCUCCAUUCCCAGCCCUGAUCAUUCUAGGUUGAGAAAUGUCACCGUGGUCGUUGGAUCAGAUCUGGUGCUACCUUGCAAUCUGGUUUCGAACUUGGCUCAACCCUUCUGGGAACUAAAUGAACGUGAGCUCGCUCUGGUAGAAGGUGAGGCCAUGGGACCAAGAUUCGACCGAGCCCUUCACGCCCUUGUUAUCCCCCAAGCCGGUUCCCUUCAAGCAGGCCGGUACAUCUGCUAUUCAGAGGAGCAGGGAGUGAAGUUCCAGAUGGAAAGAUACCAGGUCGCAGUGGUGGCCAGCGCACCUGUCUUCAUGGAGGCCCGGCCCGAUGGCAGCAUGGGUUUAUUCUGGGUACUUGUGAUCACCUUGGGCGCUGUUUGUCUGUUGCUGCUUAUUGCUUCCCUGUACCUUCGUAGAAGACUGAAGCUAGCCCUAGGCAAAGGGGCUGAGAUGAAGCCACUGGAGAGCACCUUAGUGUACCCCAUUACCUUACCCAAAGAGCCGACCAGCCGCCCGCCAUUUGUACCCAGCAAAAUGGCCAAUGAUGAAGACCGCUUCUGGGAGACCGGGGCUAAUUAUUACUACUCGGAUGGGUCCCUGAAAAUUGUGCCCGGGCAUGCCAUGUGCUCUACCGGCAGCUCAGCCUCUCCCAGCACCAUUCCAGGUCAGCCUAUUCACUCACCAAGUAGAUUAAGCCUCACCAACAUCCGAAACUCAGGCACCAAUGGAUACAUCCGCCUGAAUUUAAGCACUGCCGGGGAGGAGAGAGGGAGUGGGGGAACAGGUAUAGGCAUGGGGAGCGGACUUGGGCUGGGCAGCCGAGAGAACGACUACUCUAGUCCGUUUAAAGAGGAGCUCCGGAGAACUCUGCAGCAGAGAAGCGUCCUGCCCGAUGCCAACCCCGAGGAGUCUUCUGUGUAGAUUUGAUAGAAACCACAGAAUACCUCUCCUACCUCCCUCCUGCUUGGGGAACUCUUUCUCCAUCCGUCUCUUCUCUUCUUGCGAACUAUUCCUUCUCUGCCGACACUUUUGCCAUGGCAAACAUCUUCCGUGCCACAAGGCCACCAUGCUUCACAACACUCCCUCCGAUUAUUCUGGAUCUCAAACUUCUAAACUCAAAGUUGCUCUUAGAAGGAGCCUCAACCAAGACUAAAAAAAAUCAUACAAACCUUUUGUAAAUGUCUGUAUUUAAAGGACCAGACAACAGGGCCUUGUGUUGAGCAUGGCUAACAGGCAAACACAGGUACAUCUCCGAGAGGAACCCGACGAGCCAAAUGUAGCUAUCAGUCUGUUCUAUGUAAGGCAGAGUCUGGCAACAGAUCGUAGUCAUUUGGCAAGCUGAAGGAUACAGAGCACUAUGCUCCUAUUUUGACAUCCAAGUUGUUUGCCUCAGUCCAGGCAGAUGUUUGGAACAGGUUUCUAGCACUCUUUGUGAGUGGAAAAGCAUGAGAGAGAAGACAAAGUGGACAAGCAAAAACUUCAAUUGCAAAAUGACAAUCACGCUUUUCUCGCAGGAGAGAAAAUUAGGAGAAAUUGUUAAAAAGAAGAGAGAAAAACAAUUGAGUGAGCUGUAAAACAGAAACAGAACUCGAAUCAUGGACAAAUGCUUUGCCUUUCUUUACAGCUCAAUACCUUUUUAUGUUGUCUUUUUUUUCCAGAGAAUGUGUCCUGAGACUUGCAGCACUAUUAAUAUAUUGUGAGGUUUUUCUGUCUGUUUAUUGCAAUUUUUAUAGAAGGAUUUUUUUUUACUAUUAUUAGUUUCAGCUCAAAUGUGAAAAGGAAUUAGCUUGUUCUUGUUCACCUCAAAAUCCAGGAUUACCAGUGGUUGUAGCAUGAGGGAGGUGCGAACAGAAUGUUGUACUAAGACUGAAUUGGAUGUUACAGCAAGUGCAUUAUUGUAUAUAUUUGGCUUGAACUGCCAAAUGAAGUGCAACCACAGUGUUUGCCUACAUGAUAAACCAGGUGAAUGAAGACACACGAUGGAAUGAAACUUCUGGAAUGGUUUAGAAGACUCCGCCUACGUUCUCAAGCCAAAUUAAUACUCAUGAACAGCUUCCUUCAAGGACUACGAGUAGCUGAGUUGUAUGUUUAUAAGUCCAGCUUAAAUGACCAAUCAGGCUGAUGAAAAACAGGUAAGACUACACCAAAAGAAAAUUCCAAUUAAAUUAUUAAUAAAAAAGAUUGAUAUUUCAAAUUUUCAGGGUUCCCACAGUCAUAAAAAACAGGAAAUAUCAGGGAAUUUUCAAAAAGUGAUUUCCAGGUCUAGAAAUGUCAUGGAAAUUGAUACAAUUUUAAAGGUCAUGGCCAUUUCUAUAGUGAAUAUACAACUUUAAUUUUGCUCAGCUCUAAAAUGAUCUCAUCAGCUAGAUUUUGCUUUUGUGUAGAGUAACAUUUGCUGGCAAGCCAUUAUGAUGUCCGAUUGGUGAAAACAUUUUUGGAGUUGAUUCUUGUCAAUAAAGAGGUCAAAAAGGUUCACAAAUGAUGAUUCUUUAGUGUGAAUGAUUCGUUAGUGAAUCGGUCUAAAUCUAAAUAAUUUUUACAAAUCUGUAUCCAGUAAUCACAAAUGCCUAGAAAAGGUCAUGCAAUUUUAUUGGUCAAAAAAGAAUGGGAACCCUGAAUUAGUAUUGUUUACUUUAAAUAACAUAAAACUCUCAACUAACAGGUUAUAUCUCUCUCUUAUCUCUUUCAGUAUGGGCUUUGCAACUUUUUAAAGGGAUAGUUCACCCAAAAAUGAAAAUUCUCUCAUCAUUUACUCACGCUCACACCAUCCCAGAUGUGUGACUUUCUUUCUUCUGUAGAACACAAAUUAAGAUUUUCAGAAGAAUAUUUCAGCUCAUUGUUCAUACAAUGCAAGUAAAUGGUUACCCAAAUUUGAAGCUCCAAAAAUCACAUAAAGGCAGCUUAAAAGUAAUCCAUAAGACUCCAAUAGGUUUUUACUAUAAAUCAUGGCAUCCUUGACAUCCAUGGCAUCCAUGUAGUUUCCUUGACAAACAUGGUUUAAAGCUCAAUUACACUUCCUGGAGUGGUGGUGGUGUAGUGGUCUAAAGCACAUAAUUGGUCAUCAGAAGGUCGCUGGUUCGAUCCCCACAGCCACCACCGUUGUGUCCUUGAGUAAGACACUUAAAUCCAGGUUGCUCUGGGGGGAUUGUCCCUGUAAUAAGUGCACUGUAAGUCGCUUUGGAUAAAAGUGUCUGCCAAAUGCAUAAAUGGAAAUGUCUUGCACAUGCGUCAAGCACUAGAAUCAUGAGCAUGCCAAGAGACUGCAUUGGCAAGAGGCACAGUAAAAAAAAUUACAUUUUGUCAUAUGGAAUGCUUUUACGCUACCUUUAUGUUUUUUGGGGAGCUUCAAAGAUUUGGUCACCAUUCACUUGCAUUGUAUAGACCUACAGAGCUGAUAAAUUCUUCUAAAAAUCUUAAUAUGUAUUCUGCAGAAAAAAUAGAGUCAUACACAACUUGGAUAGUAUGAGGGUGAGUUAACAAUGAGAGACAAAACACAAAACAGGGCGAAAACAGAAAGCCGAGGGCAUUUCAUUCCAUUGACCGUGAUUGUGAAGACAAAUGAAGGAGAUAAAGAUUUUUCAUGACCCUGCGGGUGAAGAGGCACUUCGAUGGUCAUCACCAGGCCCAUAUUCUGUUGCAUGAUGUUCUGCAAAAUAUAUUGUAUACGUUUCAACAAUACAACAAUAGUCUCAUACUAUAUAUUAAAAAAGAAGACAAGUUUCUUUAACUGUGCCUCUUCACCAUGGGUGAAGCCAAAGCAGACUGCAGACAUGUUCCUUCUCUUUCUCUUUUUUAUAUCCUUCUCUUUUUUAUGUUCUGGAGUUUGUCCAUUGCACAGAACUAAAGUGUUGUUGUCUGAAAUCUUUGUUACUACUAAUCUUGUUUUGGUGGAAUGCUAUUCUUUGUGGCACGAUAGCUUUACAGUUUUCUCAAGCAGCUUUCCAUACUGCCAUUAACUCCGUUCUAGUCUAUGAUCGAAUCUGUGCUGCACAGCAUACAAGGGAAGUUUACACUGGUUAGAAAAGAUCUUUGUACUAAAAGGUAUGUUCAAAAAACAGAACCCUUUCUGCAAGGACUUCUCAGGGUGGACUUCUGACUAUCGAAAUUUUGAAAUUCUUAAUUUCACUCAUUGCUUUGAUAAGCCUGUUUAAUGACCUAAAGUCAUGUUUAAUAAUGACAAUUUCAGAGAGAUAACCAGAAUGUGUUGUAUAUGCUUGUUAGCAUCAUGCAUGGCUUUUUUUUGUACUGACUUGAACCUGCUUCCCAGUAUUUCCUUUCCUUUGAAAAAAGAAAUACAUGCAGUCAACUCAGUUCAUUUCAUCUCACGUGGCUUUAAAUCUGCUGUUUCUUUGUGGUUGCCUUUUACAUUUUUUUAUUUUCUUGCAUUUAAAUAAAAAACUGUGUUGCUCUUUUUUUUUUUAAGUAAUAAUGUUAAGUAAUUUAUUUCGCUUGUACAAAAAGUUGAUAUUUAUUAUCAUUGUACAUAUGCCCUUAUUUUUUAUAUAUGUAUAUAUCUACAGAAAAUAAAAGAUGAG